CACCCACGAGGAGAGAGUAAUCCGGAGUCUCCCCAGCGCCUGAGACACGAGGCACGCCGCGCGACGCCCGCCCAGUGUUGCCUCACCUGCCGCCUCCACACACCUGUCUGUACCUGUGUCCUCACCUUCGUUCUCCCUCCUGCUUCAGCCCUUCAGCAUGAUGAAAAUGUCAGCGGCGGUGGUGCUGGUGGUGUCCCUGGCGGCGGUGGUAGCAGCAGGCCCCAUGAAACUCUACGAGAAGUCCCCUGACGCGACCUACAAGCAGGUGCUGGUCCCCGUGUCGUCCACCGUCAUUCCCCUGGAGGAGCUGCCCGUGUUCAAGGUGGGCGCGGGCGUGGGCGUGGUGUCCCCUAUUCUGGUGGACGAGAAGCUCAGACCUGACGGCCCCGUGAAGCUGGUGACGAUCCACAGCCUUCGUCGGGACAAGAAGAAGAACAAGAAAGUCGAGCCCGAGAAGGAAGGACGAGCCGCCGACAUCGAGGAACUGACGGAGGAGGAGUUCCGCGCCCUCACCCAGCAGCAGGAGGGUCAGGAAGAGUAGACCCUCCUCCUCCUCCUCCUGAAGACUUAGGGAAGGAAGAACAAUGACGUCUCUAAUGGACACGAAGUCGAAGGUUCAUCAAAGUUCUUACUACGUAAAAAUGAAGUGACCGUGGAGUGUAGUGUGGUGUGUGUGUGUGUGUGUGUGUGUGUGUGUGUGUGUGUGUGUGUGUCAUGACGGGUUUUUCACGUGCCACCCUCAUUCUCACUCCCUCGUAUUAUCGUUUUUUUUUUAAUGAAUUCAUCUCGUUUCUUAUUUUUGAGAACGUAUAAAAAAAACAUCCAGCAAAUAAGAAUAAAUCAAAAGUGACUUAAAAAUAUAUUAAAAUCGUUGAAAAAAUAUAUAUUCGAUAUUGUUACAUCUUUUACUAUGAUUUUGGUACUUUAAUAUCAGAAUGUCCACGACCUCAAAAUUCAUUACCAUUUUUUUUUCUUGUUUUUCUUUUUUUGUCUAAUAUCAGUGAAAAUAAACUUUAAACCGUUUCACGUCAGAGUCCCCCAGAGUCAAAACGAGUGACAGGAAGCACGAGACUCUUGACGCUGCCUUUUCUUGGUCAACACAGUCAGCGGCGAGCAGCCACAAGUUGUGAUUUAUCUAGUCAGUCUUCAGUCAGCCAAAGCAGAGGAAAAAUAGAUUAUAUUUUCCUUUGGCUAAUGAUUUAUUUUUGUCUCUUUAUCUUCGGUCAGACCUUGAAAUAUCCCCUAUGAGUCAGGGUUUGUAUCUUUUCAUUUAUAUAUUUUUUUAACUUUAAAACAUCUUUUUUAUAUAUAUCUUAUAAUGUCAACCUUUUCUUUGUGAGGGUAGCGUGGACUAUUUUAUUUUUCCUUUUACUCUGAUGAAUUAUCUAAAAAAUAUUAGAUGACUCAAAUAAAAAGAAAAGCACGUUUUUUUUGUAUUUCUUGAUCUAAGUAUUUUAUUUUAUUUCAAAGCGUUGAAAACAGUAUACACUUCAGCACCUUCAUUAUUCUGAGUCUUGCACUGCCUUGGCACCAUUCCCUCGAGGGGGCGUGGAUGAAGGUGGCACACUGGGAGGGACGCCCUGCGCGGAGGACGCCGCCUCGCUGCCCCCCCACACCGCCGCGGGAGGGCAGGAGCAGCGACGCGCCCCCUGCAGGGCCGCGCGGGCCGCUGCUGGGGCGCCGACGGAGCUUUAAACUAACAAACGAUACAGGUUUCGGGAAAGUGUACUGAAGAGUCUUAAAUAUAUUUUUCACCAUAACAAGGGUAAUACAUAUAUGUCAUACGUAUAGUCAUGAGGAAAUUAAUCAUGUUAAGUUCAGUGAUUGUUCCUCUUAUAUACUCCCUUUUAAAUGAGGACGAUCUAAGCAGAUUUUUCUCUCCUGCUCUCAUUGAUAGCGUAGCAUCAAAACAUAUGAGAGUGAAUAGUUUUGUUAAGAAAAAUAUGCAACAAUUUAGUUUAAAAUACACUCUGUAAGCAAAGGGUUGUUAGCCAAGGCAGGAGUGAAAUGGUUUACAUUGGUUUACUUUUUGCGUCGAUCUCAUCGUUGAUUGGUACUUACAGGACAGCUUAUUUCUCCAUUACAAAUGUGACUUUAUAGCAAUUAUAAUUAAUGACGAAAACUAAAUUAUAAUAAAGCAGGUGAUUACAUCAAUUAUGAAUUGCAACUACUGCCCAGGUAACCUGUUAGUCCACCUGCUCGUGUUAUACAAGUGUGGCCAAGGUAUAGGAGCUGUAAUACAAUUUUAAUGCAUAUUUGCUUAAAUAUAGAGAUACUAAUUAUAUUGGAAAAUAUGUGUAAAUAAAAAAUAUAUUUAAUGAGAAUUCUAUUUUAUUAUAAUAAGUAAAUCGCGCAUAACGAUAACAGACAUCAAACUAGAACAUUACAUAAGAAUGAUUGGAUGAGAGGUAGAAAAAAUAAGUGGUAAUUUUCAUCAGGUUGCUCGCCAACUAAAAAUCUAACUCGUGGACUUCUUUUUUUUUUUUUUGUGUGUGUGUUAGUAAAGUGCCAUCAACCGGCACUUUACGUCUUACUAGCACGUGUAAUGCCUAGUACCUGGUAAGUGGUGCUUCGGAGCUUCGGUGUCGGAGUGCAACCCUCGUCACGGAGAAGGAAGAGUGGAUCGACGUGGGGCUGUCUGCGUGGCUCUGUGUCCGUCAGUCUGUGGCCUGCAGGCGAAGUAGAGGAACAGCCCCCAACGUCUGCUCGUGUUUCCCCUAUGGGAGGAAUUCCUCAGCAGGGGCAGCCUGCUGGAGGGAAGGGGGUGGGGGGGUGUGGGCAGCACAGCAUCACCUGCCUCGGCGGGAGUUGCCGAUGGGCUCCCAAUGCAGACCAAGCUAUCUGCUCUGUGCAGCCUGAAGUAAAGUCGUCAGAUCACUUGCCGCUGAUGACAACCAUAUGGGCCGGAGGGCAGACAACCCUAAAAAUAUCCCUACCUAUGGGUUCCUAAGGUGACUGGCGGCAGUGUUCUUCAAUUUGCGUAACUAACAAUGAUUACACUUAGAUUGUUACACUGCAAACCUGAAUCGUGUGUGUGUGCGAUAAAAAUAUAUAAUCCUCAGCCUCACAGUGUUUCCUUAUUGUUUUGAGCUCUGGUCAUCGGAGUCGACCUGUGUAUAAUCUUUAGCCGUUCAAUGUUAUGCAUUCUCUGAAACUUCCCUCUCUCGACCAAGCUUCCCGUUCACUGCAGAGGCGGAAAUGUUUGGCAUUCCAGAAUAUAUCUGUGUGCCACGGAAGGAGCUCCUUGUAUAUAGAAAACGUGUCUUAAUAGGUAACCAUUGUAUAUCUUGUGCUCUAGUUUUGCCUUUUUAUUUAUCUAUUUUUCAUCUGAAGACCAGUGUCAGUGACGCUACGCACUACCUAAGAGAGAUGGAUGUUGUUAUUGAUGUUUUUUAAUGUCUUGUCUUGACUGUUUUUAUAUAUGUCAUUCAGUGGGAAAUAAUACAACUGGAAAUUAAAAUG
Molecule: messenger RNA, 3462 nt
Organism: Eriocheir sinensis (Chinese mitten crab)
Lineage: Eukaryota; Metazoa; Arthropoda; Malacostraca; Decapoda; Varunidae
Exons: 6
Coding region: 158-541 (127 amino acids)
Source: RefSeq, a predicted model, not a curated record